This is a messenger RNA of Brassica napus (rape), 1712 nucleotides long. Its product is annotated as RING-H2 finger protein ATL38-like. The record is from RefSeq and is a predicted model, not a curated record. Lineage: Eukaryota; Viridiplantae; Streptophyta; Magnoliopsida; Brassicales; Brassicaceae. The coding region runs from base 463 to 1404 and encodes 313 amino acids. The transcript has a single exon.
UGAUACCUAAUUAAAUUAAAUUUACCCCCAGCAAAUUUCAUGUUUAAGAAAAGUCAGUUUCUUUCCUUGAAUCUUAAUUGACAGUUGGCAUUUCCUAAGAUUUUCAAUGGUCUGAGGAAUUACUCGAAGAUUUAUACAGAAACCAACAAAUUGGUCAAACACAUACUAUAUAAACUUUAAGAAGAUUUUGUAUUCUCUUACAACACAGUAGGUAAUAAAUAUCUCAUUAGUCAUCAUUAUACAUCAAUUUAAGAAGAUUUUGUAUUCUUUUACAAUUUGGUUUAUGCCAAACUAAUUUUGUUUUUGCAUAUCAACUUAUUCAUUAUAUGCAAUGUUUGAUAUAAAAAUCGAGUAGCCACAAGUUUUGAGAGUUCAGAUUACGUCCUCGUAAUUUUGUUUAUCUAUAAAGCUAGAAAAAGAAGAAAAAAAAAUGAAUUGUUAAACUAUCUCGAAGCAGUAGAUAUGCCAGCGGACGAUAUGCCACAGCCAGGAUUCGUGAAAAAUGAAAGCGACCUAGCCAUCAUGGUGGCAACGGCUCUAGCCUUCUCCAUCUUCAUCGUGGGUUUGGCUUCGGUUUGCUAUCGCUGGGCCGGUCGCAGGUUUUACGCGGACGAGCAAUCCGUAAACCUGUCUACACACCCCCAACAUGAACUCCAGACCGCGAGGAGGGGUACGACGAGGCGUGGGAUCGACGCAGCGAUCGUGGAAUCGUUUCAGACGUUUCUAUACUCUGAGGUGAAGGAGCAGAGGAUUGGUAAAGGCGGGGUCGAGUGUGUGGUGUGUCUUUGUGAGUUCCAAGACAAUGAUAGGCUGAGUUUGAUGCCUAAUUGUUGUCAUGUGUAUCAUGCUGAUUGCGUAAGUGUCUGGCUCUCUGAUCACUCCACGUGUCCGCUCUGCCGUGUGGAUCUUGUCUUCCAACAGGGUCAGGGGAGCGACCCGGAUCCUGAACUAGGAGUUGUUGAUACUACAGAAGCGCGUUUGUCUGAAAGUAUGACGUGGACUAAUAGGAGCAGACCGCCUCGGUCUAGGUCGAUGAGAUUGCCCCAUUUGCGAGUCUCUGGUAUAUCAUUAUCGAGAUCUCAUUCGACCGGACACUGUGUGGCUGAACCGGUGGAGAAUUUGGACCGGUUUACACUCCGGUUACCAGAUGGUGUACGGACGAGACUGAUAAAGAAGACGCUGGUGAGAAGCUCGCAGGGUUUGUACAGAAGCAGAAGUGUCGGAAGCAGAAGCGCGAGGAGUGUCUUCUCAGAACAAUGGUGUAACUAUAAGAACCAUCGGCGGAUACAUUCGAUGACUCUCUCCUUCACUGAUCAUCUUCGCGUAUGGUUGGCAGGAGAUGUGGUGGCUCCGCCGAAUAGUGAGCAGACAUCUAGAGAAUUCCGACCAGAUGAUCUAGUGUAAGAAUGCUAGCUUUUAAGUGUGUUUUUGUUGCAACAUAUUGUUUGCGUUCAUUUGUAUUUGAAGAUGAUAAUUUUAGAGAAAAAAUAAAAUGGAAUGGUAAUUGUCAGAAGUGGAAUUUGAACCACACCGUCUUAGAACACUCGGCCAUAUAAGAACUCCGACCAGAUGAUCUAGUGUAAGAAUGCUAGCCUUUAAGUGUGUUUUUGUUGCAACAUUUUGUUUGCGAUCGUUUGUAUUUGAACAUGACAAUUUUAGAGAGAUAGGAAAAAAAAUUGGAAAUAUAAAUGUCAGAAGUGGGAUUUGAACCC